Biomphalaria glabrata is the source of this 3107-nucleotide messenger RNA. RefSeq lists its product as uncharacterized. Gene Ontology annotation, molecular function: protein binding. The transcript is spliced from 15 exons. Lineage: Eukaryota; Metazoa; Mollusca; Gastropoda; Planorbidae. The record is from RefSeq and is a predicted model, not a curated record. The coding region runs from base 198 to 3023 and encodes 941 amino acids.
AGAGUUAUGGCGUCAAUCACGUCAAGCCACUCUAUAAUAGUGCCGAUCUGUGACCCAUGUGCUUCAAUGCCAGAUCUCAGGAUCGCGGACAUGGAUAUACGGUAGACACAGGACUUGUAGUGAUUAGUUUAAGCUUAAAGAUUUGAUAUUUGGGCCUAUGUCAGUCUUCUAAUAUAUUUAGUGAACCAUUCAGCAGAAUGAUUUUACUGUUUUCCAUGUUAUCUUUAAAAGUCUUCAGUGUUCAUUCCUCAGCCAGUAUCAUAGACUGUGAAAGUGAACGCAAAACAGCCGAGUACUUAGAGGGUCAGACCUUUUCCCUGUGCUGUUCUUUAGACUUGGAAUGUAACAGGACUCAAUGGACUGACUACCUUGGUAUUAAGAAGAGAAACAGUCACUCGGAACAUCCGAGCAGAUUCGCUGUUAACCGGACAGAUCGGUGUGUUGUGAGGUAUUCUGUUGUUAGCGCUGUGACUGAAGACACUGGCAUAUAUGCAUGUUAUAGAAAUGAUGACAAUUACAUAUUCGACAACAUGGAUGUAACAAUCAUAGAAAAACCCAGCGGAUUCACCAUACAGUCUAUCACGUGUUCUGACCUGAAAGAUUUGAAUAUAACAUUCUCAUACAGAAAUGUUAACCCUACCUUUGACCAAGUGCAAGUGACGCUGGAAGAACAAGCUAAAGAGCCAAUGGCCUGCCAGGCAAACUGCUCUGCCUCAACUCAAAUCUGUCUGUGCCAGAUAAGACAUGCAUUUGAUAGUAUCAUACACAACAGGAAUGUGACUUUGAGAGUUAACGUCACUAGAUCUUCCAUUGAGUCCACUGAGUUCCUAACAAGUAUCAAUCUUAUUGACUUUAUUGUCCCAAGUCCUGUCCAAGAUCUGUCAGUAUUCAACAUCAGCUCAACUGAAGCCAUUCUCAAAUUUCGUCCAACUUUUGAAACAAAAAAUUUAAUACAUUGGAUGUUUGAGAGAGGCAAAGUGCUGACAUAUCACGUGACUCUAUUUUCUACCAGCCCAAUGGAGAAAUGGAAAAUACAGUUCAAUAAAACUGUUCUAUUUGAUGGCAAGUCCAGUGAGUUUACUGCCGUCUGGUUUCAAGAUUUGAUUCCAUUCACUCAAUACACCCUCAUCGUCUGCUGCUCUGGAGGAGGAGGUCAAGGCCAAGGUAGAGAGCUAACAUUUAUUACCAACCAAUCAGUUCCACUUGAGCCUCCAGAGGUAGAUAACUUCAGCUAUAUGAGAUGGUAUGAUAUAUCCAGAGUUAAGUCCUCUUGUGUGUUCAUUAUAAUAAAGCCAUUACACAGGACAUCAAGUGACCGCAAAGACGUGAGUUUUAAGGCUGAACUGACAACACAUUCAGAGGAUCUACCAAUCAAAAAGUGUUACAGCAUAUGCCAGCUAUGUCAAGUACCGAGAGAUUCAUUCAGUGUUAGACUCUGGACGUUAAACAGAAUUGGACAAUCAAAGACUUACACAGAGAUCACGAUUCCCACCUCUACAGAGGCAACAAAUCCUACAACAAUUGUGGAAUUCGAGAGUGGAUUCGUUCACUUAAAUGUCCAGCUGCCCAGUGAGCAUGAUAUAGAGAAUUUAACUAUCCACUGGUGUCACGGAGAGAACAAUACAAGGUCACUGGCUAUUUGUAAGGAUUACCCCCAACAUAGAUUUGUAUCACCAGGACACAGAAGCCUAAACAUUUCUAUAGAAUUAGAUGACCUCACUUCGGACAUUUAUACUACCAUCUCACCUCUACGAGUUUUUCACUUGGAGGAUGUUAGUCAAGGUCUACACGACGUCGCCGCUACACAGUCAACAAAAACAGCUAGAACAUCGAAUCUGUUUCUCUUAGAAAAGGAAGACGCGCCAACAGCAGAAAAUUCUAUAAUUAGAAUCUUUGUGUCAGCCCAAGUUCAAGGUCGCUGGAUGGGCAUGGUGGAAGCUGAGUGUUACUUUGACAGAAACAGUGGUCAUGCCAACGUCUAUCUGUCCAGUUUUUCAGACUCGUCUGGUCAAACAUUUCUCAGAUUUGGUCAACACUGUGACAGAACGUAUCAGUUUAAGGUUGCAACAUUUCAUAUUCACAGUUCGAUAGACGUCACUUGCAAUUCAACUAAUAAACUAGAUGAAGUCAGUUCAACUUUAGAGUCACAUGUUUACCCAGUUCCAAAGGAUUCUUUGUUUAUCUGUGUGUUGGCAGUAGGAUCCAAUGGACAAAUUAAAUUCUUACCUGCGCUUCCAUUAAUGAGAUCUUCUGAAGGACUUUCAACAGAUGUCAGUAAAAACGGAACACUUAGGGCUUUGAGUAUAGCUGCACCCCUAGUCUUAUUGAUCGUGCUCCUUACAACAGGAGUUUCUUUCAUGCGAAGAUGUCAGAAUAGAAAAUCGAACGUUCAAGAAUUUAUAAUAAAAGAGAAACUAAUGAAAACGGAUGCUGAAACUUUCUUGAAAGGCAGAGACAUUGUAGAUGGAACUGUAGAUAUUACCCGAGUGUCUGACACAAACAAAUUCAGAGCACAACUACUGAAAGACAGCGAUUCACCAAACCAAGGGAAUAGCAUCCAUGGAACAAUCCAGAAAUCUUUUGGUGCAAAUAACCAUCAAGGUGUAGAAUUGGGCUUCACUGACCUUUAUAAGGAUUAUGGGAAACACAAUUUGAAAUUUCAAGCCACCACCAGCGAGUGUUCAUUAGUCAACGAUGAUAUUCAUUGUGACAGGCUGUCAAGUCGGAGCAGGGUGUCAAGGGACUACAGUGGCUCAGACGACAGUGGAACCUGCGACAGAGAUGGUAACGACAGAGAAACAACACGUGACACUGAACUCUUUUCUGAUCUCAACCAAUGUUCCGAUGAUCAAAGCAACACUUGUCUUAGUGAGGCAUCCAGCUAUCUAAAGAUGAACCUAGAAAGAGAAAAUGAGGACUAUAGAAAAGAUCGACAGAUACCACUGACAUUUUGUUUUUCUGAAACAUUGUGUAGCGAUUUGAGUGAAGCUUCUUUUGACACUAUAUCAAGUUCUAGUCAGUAACGAUUUUAGAAUCAAACAGCAUUACGUGUAAUAUAUUUUUUGUUGUUUUGUUUUGCUAAAGCUAUUAAAAUAUUGUGAGUGAAA